Morchella sextelata is the source of this 1074-nucleotide messenger RNA. RefSeq lists its product as uncharacterized. The transcript has a single exon. Bases 1 to 1074 code for a protein of 357 amino acids. Gene Ontology annotation, molecular function: protein binding; transcription cis-regulatory region binding. Gene Ontology annotation, biological process: positive regulation of transcription by RNA polymerase II. Gene Ontology annotation, cellular component: nucleus. Lineage: Eukaryota; Fungi; Ascomycota; Pezizomycetes; Pezizales; Morchellaceae. The record is from RefSeq and is a predicted model, not a curated record.
AUGCGUCUUAAAGAGAGAAUUCGGAAGGUCUUCACAGGCCAGAGCAAACCGAUUGAAGAUCCCGUUUAUUUCUUCCCUCUUUUCGAUCUACCAAAUGACAUCCUCGUUUGUCUUGCUCCAUACCUCUCCUACGAUGCCCUUUACAAUCUAAUCCGGACAAAUCGCCGAUUCUACCAUCUUCUCAUCGUACCCCUUUACAAGAGAUUUCUAGACAACAACCUCUAUCUAAAUGUUGUCGAUACUCUCGCAUGCGCCUCUCUCACCCUGAAUCCUGGCACACUCCGCAAUCUCAUCAGAGUGGGUGCGCCCCUCCACCUUCUCACAGGCACCAGAAAUAAUCGCACACGUGCCUCUCUCUACUUGAAAAGUCACACGGUGGAUAAUCUCCCCAAUGCAGGCGCGCCGGGCCCGGUCGAGCUUUUUACACCUAUGGGUUCCGGACGCAAGCCCACAAUCCUACUUUCUGCGGCUCUCGAAGGCAAUAGCAAAGUCGUAAACAUGAUAGCGACUGCAGCACAUCUAGUACACCUGCAGGACACGUACGGAAGACCCUCAGAAAUUGUCUUCAAGGUGGCACUCCCGAGUAACACGAUGGGUCUUCCGGGUACUGAUCAGUGUUGCCGGAAUAUACUGCAUCUUGCCUGCAUUAAUAGGGAGCACUUCAGGAUGACCAAUGAUUUUGAGGGGCGAACGAAAGCGGUGUCGCUUGUUCGAGAGUGCCAGGAAAAUGUCAAUUCGAGAGAUCUUAAUGAGUGUACGCCCUUGCAUUACGCAGUGCAGAGUGGCUGGGACUUCAUGAUACGGUUGUUGCUGAGGUCUGGCGCGAAUGUUAAUGCAAAAAACCGCGCUGGAGUCACAGCGCUACACAUCGCGGCAAGGUUGGAAGACAUCAAGACAGCGCUGAGUGCCUGCCGUAUUCUUGUCGGGUUUAAAGCAGAUAAGACCAUGGUGGUCCCUUCAUCUGGGCGCACAGCGCAUGAUAUUGCCUUAUCCCGGAGAUUUAAAGCUGGUCAGCUUCCCCGCAUCGACGAGAUACGGACGAGACGGCUAGUAAAACUAUUAAAGCGCAGAUGA